CGUUUAGGUUACGUUCAAAAUAUAAUAAAUAGAUGCAUGAAAUAAGAGCUUUAUGGCGCUGUUUGUACUACCAAAAACGUCUAARUAAUGGGCUAGAUUUAAUGUCCAGGAAAAAGUAUUCAUGGAUAUCACAAAUAAAUGGCAAUAAGCAUGAUCCUGUAAAGACUGUAUUUACUCCAACAAAAUGGGAGAUCCAACGAGCUGAAAAACUAUUUGAUUCCAUUGGAGGCAAAACUGUAUUGGACGAGUCUGGUGUAAAGUUGAAGAAAUUUACGAAACUGCAACAACUUCCUGAGAUUGCAUUACUGGGGAGAACAAGUGUUGGAAAAUCCUCUCUUAUCAAUGCAUUAUUACAUCAAAAGAAGCUUGCGAAAACCUCGAAAACCCCUGGUCAUACAAGGUUGAUUAAUUAUUUUAAUGUGGGAUCAAAGUUUUACCUGGUUGAUCUGCCAGGGUAUGGUUACGUUGAAGGUCAAGGACAAGGAAGUCAAAACUUUGUUAAUAUUGUUGAAAAAUAUUUGCAAGCAAGAACAGGCAAAGAAUUGAGAAGUGUUUGUCUGCUAAUUGAUGGCAAAGUUGGCAUUAAGAACAAUGACCUAAUUGCUGUGGAGAUGCUUGAAGAAAUGAAUGCUUCAUUUCAUGUUGUUGUGACUAAGAUGGAUAGAGUGAACAAGGAGUUUCAUGAUUUGAUCACCAGACAAAUCAACCAGGAAAUCCAGAAACAAUCAACACUGUGCUUUCCACACAUAUUUCCAGUCAGCUCAAAAGACAAGAUUGGACUGUCGGAGCUGCGUUAUUUCAUUGCCUUAUGCACUGGAAUUUUUUUGAAAUAGACAUUAUUUAUACUCCUGCCUUAUGAGUUAGUGUUUGUAUAUAUAAUAACAUAAGAAUGCCUGCUGG
This is a messenger RNA of Actinia tenebrosa (Australian red waratah sea anemone), 900 nucleotides long. RefSeq lists its product as uncharacterized. Gene Ontology annotation, cellular component: mitochondrion. Gene Ontology annotation, molecular function: GTP binding. NCBI's taxonomy places the organism in Eukaryota, Metazoa, Cnidaria, Anthozoa, Actiniaria, Actiniidae. The record is from RefSeq and is a predicted model, not a curated record.